Molecule: messenger RNA, 1035 nt
Organism: Schistocerca nitens (vagrant locust)
Lineage: Eukaryota; Metazoa; Arthropoda; Insecta; Orthoptera; Acrididae
Exons: 4
Coding region: 252-629 (125 amino acids)
Source: RefSeq, a predicted model, not a curated record
CUGGAAUUCAGGUAAUUGAAGCUGUCAGAACGCGUCCACUGCUCUGGAAUACGGAUUUGGAGGAGUAUAGAGACAGUAAUUUAAAAGACACAGCAUGGGGCGAAAUAGCAGAGCAACUGGGACAAAAUAAAGCGAAUUUGAAAGAGGAAUGGAGGAAAUUACGUGACCGCCACCGCCAAGCUUUCUUCCAGAAGAAGACCAAGUCAGGCCAAUCAGCUACAAAAUGCAAGCCAUGGAAAUAUGAACAACAAAUGGAGUUCCUCGUUACAACAGUGAAACAUAGGAAAUGUGACACUAAUAUCCCUCUAAUGGACCAAAGUGUUGAUGGGGGAACGGUCCCUGAUUGCGACUGUCCUCACACUCCAGGAGAUGAAAGCAUUACUGAUAUAGAGGAGAAUGAAGAGACUAGUCCUCUUCCCUCUACUAAUGCGUCAACACCAGGUGAAUCCCGUAAUCGUCACCCCAGAAAUGUGGACAAAUUAAUUAUUUAUUUGCAAGAAAAACAGAAAGCCAAAAGAAGUGCACCAAAAACUGAUGACUUGGACUUAUUUUUCGCCAGUGCUUGCAAGUACACUCGUUUGCUCCCUCGUUUUUUGCAAACACGGAUAAAACUAGAACUGAUGCAGUAAAUCGCAAAAGCAGAGGAAGAGCAUUCACGCUCUUCGGGUUUUAGCGUCGCAAGCUGUUCAAGAACCAUCAAGAGUACCACAUCAUUCUUUUUCUCCAUCCAGCCUCUCUCCUUCAUCCAGCUCUUCGAACAUGCAUUGUAUCUCUUAUUUGAGUGAUAACACCACCAGUUUUGAAACUCUCUAAUUUCUCAGUAACUUUGCACAUUAUGCUAAUUACAAUAAUGUAAUGUAUGUUUCCUUCGACCAAAUAUUGUACUCUUUAAUUAUAUAAAAACGAUUUCAGUUGAACAGUGAAUAGUUUUCAUUGUUCUGGUUACGAGUGAGUGGUAGAGGCGGUCGUAUCGGAUUUGGCCCCAAUCAAACAAUGUGAAUCGUUGGAACCGAUUCCUUCUCGAUUAUUAAGUUG